Opisthorchis viverrini is the source of this 852-nucleotide messenger RNA. RefSeq lists its product as hypothetical. The transcript has 5 exons. The record is from RefSeq and is a predicted model, not a curated record. Bases 1 to 852 code for a protein of 283 amino acids. Lineage: Eukaryota; Metazoa; Platyhelminthes; Trematoda; Opisthorchiida; Opisthorchiidae.
AUGGCCCAGUCGCGCCCUCAAUGGCGCUCGUGCAUCCAAGCUAUUGCCUUCAGUGCACAGCGACCUUCUCAGUCCUCCCACUUAAAAGUGGGGGGGGCGUCAGCUCCCGCCUCCAAUGCGCAGCUACCUAACCCCAAAUCAUCGGUGAACGAAACUGGCAGCUACGACCACUGUACGACAAGUACGCCGUUCUUAAAGCUUACAAUGAUAAUGAUGACUCAGCGACGGACCGAUAUCGGCCAGCACGCCAGCCGACCCAACCACGAUAUUCAGACCGGGGUUUCUACCACCGACUUCCAGAUAUUCAACGCCAAAUCUACUUACUGCAUACAGCAGGGCGGCUUGUGGAGAAAACUGAGUCGAACGAGCAAGCAGCUGGUCAUGCUACAGCUCAUUCUCAUGGUUAAAGAGAAUCGGAAGUUCGUUACUGAUGCGUUCGCCAAACUGGGCAUGGAUAAUCAACCGGAGUUGGCUUGUGUCCGAAUGAUUACUUGUCGCUGGUUGAUACAUGAUACAACCAACCAGGCAAUAUUUCCACAUCAAGGUUUCCCUCGAAUCAAAUUCUACUAUUCUGGACUGGCGGACUUCGGGCCAGUUGUGUUGCAACGUGACUCGACGGCACGUCAUGCGCCGGUGGGCGCGGCUACGGCCGAUAAGCCUAGCCCGUACGAAACUGGCCAAGAAUUCGGGACGCUUGUCGGUCCGGCAUCAAGACGAAAUCUGAUUGGUCGAGAAUCUGGACCAACAGCCAAUCAUGACCCAGUAUUGCCCAAAUGCCGGUUGCGCAUCGAGAACGCGUCAGACAUUCCAGAAAGUUAUAACCGCCUACGCUAUAUAUACGAAGCGCUGUAG